UCCUCACAUAUCUAUGUAUCUGAGGUUGAUCAAUUUCGACAACCCAUAUUUGGCUGCAUAUAUAUUUCCUGAGAAAGGUGUUUAAUUCCUAGCACAUGAAGCAAACACAAACAGGUUAAGAAAAACAAAUUACAAAUCCAUUGAAUUGGUUUGAAAUUUGAAUCAAUCCACUAAACAAAAUGCCAAGUAGUGCCAACCUUUAUCAGCUGUAUACUAUAUGAUAUCAUUUUUCAUUACAUUAUCCUUUCUAAUAUUAAAUAUUCUUCUUCAUUCAUUGCCAUAAUUUGCUUCAACGGUUGCACAGAUUAGCAGUACCCUGUAAUUAUGAUUCUAUUAACUAUUCACGUGCCACUUUCCUACGCUUGCAGUUUGUCAAACCAAAUCAGUAGUGUCAACUACUUGUUACCACCCAUUUUCUCUCUUCUUAUUGGUCUUUCCUCAAAGUGUUCUCCCAUCUUCUAGCUUCUGUUACCACAAAAAAAUCAACUGUUUCCAUCUAUCUUAAUUUGUCUAUUCUCCUUCCUUUUCGUAAGGUAUGAAAAAAGAACAGGAUUCAGUUGAUUUUUUUUUCCAUGGACGUGUUACAAGGAGUGUUUCAAAACCGACAACCAUAUACUAAUACGUGCUUGUGGGGUAGAUUCAACAAAUUGAAGUAGACUUGUGUUGGUCAAAUCUCAUGCGAGCAAAGGAAAUUCUUGCUUUCAUAUUUGCUACUUGUUUUUCUGUGCCAUGUAUCGUUUACAUUAUGCAGUCAGAAUUAUUUUUUCAGCUUAGAAAGUUCCUUUUAUGUUUUCAAACUCUUGUUAAUCAUGUGACUGAGAAUAUUAUGCCCCUUUUCAACCCUCUUGUUCUCUCUUGUUAAUGAAUCCAUAGUUUUUGUUUUUUCCCCCUUCAUGGCAUCUAAUUUUCACAGAGAGUUAUAGGUGUUGGAGCAAAGCUAUGGGAAAACAGUGGUCUCUCUCCAGUGUUAUGAAUACCCUCUUCUUGUGUUUCUUUUUUUCUUCUGAACUAGUUAUGACUAGUUUUCUAAAGGUUGGCAAAGUCUCUCCCGUGUUAGAAGGCUCUCAAAUGAAUUGGAUUGACAGGAAGGGAAUUUUCCUUGUGUCAAAUAAAGGAGAAUUUGGCUUUGGCUUUGUCACCACUCCAAAUGACGCAACAUUGUUUCUACUAGCAAUUGUCCACAUGGACAGCACCAAGGUGGUUUGGGUUGCAAAUAGGGCACUUCCUGUCUCUAAUUCAGAUAAAUUUGUGUUUGAUGAGAAGGGCAAUGUCCUUUUACAGAAAGGGUCAAGUGUGGUAUGGUCUACAAGAACAAGUGGCAAGGGAGUUUCUUCAAUGGAAUUGAAGGACACUGGAAACUUGGUUUUGCUAGGGAGUGAUAAUAGAGUGAUUUGGCAAAGUUUCAGCCACCCUACAGAUACCUUGUUGCCAAUGCAAGACUUCAUUGAGGGAAUGAAACUUGUCAGUGAACCUGGUUCUAACAACUUGACCUAUGUUCUUGAGAUUCAAUCUGGCAAUGUCAUUCUCUCAACUGGUUUACAAUCUCCACAGCCUUAUUGGUCUAUGCAAAAGGAUAGUCGCAGAAUUAUCAACAAAAAUGGUGAUUUAGUAGCUUCAGCUACCCUUAAUGCAAACUCUUGGAGGUUCUAUGAUGAAACAAGAUCCUUGUUGUGGCAAUUUGUUUUUGCUAAAGAAGCAGAUGCAAACGCCACUUGGAUUGCAGUUUUGGGAAGUGAUGGCUUAAUCACAUUCUCCAAUCUCCUAAGUGGAGGGUCAAUUGCCUCAGCCACAAGAAUACCACAAGAUUCUUGUAGCACCCCAGAACCUUGUGGUCCCUAUAACAUAUGCAGUGGUGAAAAAAAAUGCACCUGUCCUUCUGUUCUUAGCUCUAGGCCUAAUUGCAAACCCGGGUUUGUCUCUCCUUGUAACUCGAAAAGAACCAUUGAGCUCCUCAAAGGUGAUGAUGGACUCAAUUACUUUGCACUUGAGUUUCUUCAACCCUCUUCAAAGACUGAUUUGAUUGGUUGCAAAACCUAUUGCAGUGCAAAUUGCUCAUGUGUUGCUAUGUUCUUCCACAACAGUUCAGGGAACUGUUUCCUGUUGGACAGGAUCGGAAGCUUUGAGAAAUCUGAUGAAGAUUCUGGUUUUGUCUCUUACGUUAAGGUGGUCUCAAGUGAUGAACACAGUGAAGAAAGUGGAAGCAGCAAUAUGCAAACAAUAAUUGUUGUGAUCAUUGUUAUACUAACACUAAUUGUGAUUUCUGGUAUGCUCUUUGUGGCACGUAGUUGUUUCAGGAAAAAGCAGGAUUUGCCUGAGUCCCCUCAGGAGGAUUCAGAAGAUUACAACUUCUUGGGGAGUUUAACCGGCAUGCCGAUCCGUUACAGCUACAGUGAUCUAGAAACUGCAACAAGUAACUUCUCUGUGAAGCUAGGACAAGGGGGGUUUGGCUCAGUGUAUAAAGGAGUUCUACCAGAUGGAACUCAACUAGCUGUGAAGAAGUUGGAAGGAAUUAGCCAAGGGAAGAAAGAGUUCAGGGUUGAAGUUAGCAUCAUAGGGAGCAUUCAUCACAACCAUUUGGUAAGGCUUAAAGGGUUCUGUGCUGAAGGGUCUCAUAGACUUCUUGCCUAUGAGUACAUGGCCAAUGGUUCAUUGGAUAAAUGGAUAUUCAAAAAGCACAAAGAGGAAUUUGUGUUGGAUUGGGAUGCAAGGUAUAACAUAGCACUUGGCACAGCUAAAGGACUUGCUUAUCUCCAUCAAGAUUGUGACUCAAAGAUUAUUCAUUGUGACAUCAAGCCAGAAAAUGUGCUUCUAGAUGACAACUUCUUGGUCAAGGUUUCUGAUUUUGGCCUGGCUAAGCUCAUGACACGUGAACAAAGCCAUGUUUUCACAACACUUAGAGGCACUAGAGGCUACCUUGCACCAGAGUGGAUCACAAACUGUGCCAUAUCAGAGAAAAGUGAUGUCUAUAGCUAUGGGAUGGUGUUGCUAGAGAUCAUUGGGGGAAGAAAAAACUAUGAUUCUAGUGAAACUUCAGAGAAAACCCAUUUCCCAUCUUUUGCCUUUAAGAUGAUGGAAGAAGGGAAGGUGAGGGAGAUUCUUGACUCAAAGGUGGAAACAUGUGAAAAUGAUGAAAGGGUUCACACUGCUUUGCAAGUUGCAUUGUGGUGCAUACAGGAAGACAUGUCCCUUAGGCCUUCCAUGACCAAAGUUGUCCAAAUGCUAGAGGGUCUAUGCACUGUUCCUAAGCCACCAAGUUGUUCUGUCCUUGGUUCUAGGUUUUACUCAACUUCACUCAAAUCCAUGAGUGAGAAUGGCACUUCUUCAGGACCAUCAGAUUGUAACAGUGAUGCAUAUCUUUCUGCUGUUAGGCUUUCUGGGCCAAGAUAACAGAACGUGUACCAUUUUUUUUUUAAUUUUUAGUGAGGAAAUUGGAAUCAAAUUGGCAUAUUUUUAUCUA
Cajanus cajan (pigeon pea) is the source of this 3457-nucleotide messenger RNA. RefSeq names its product G-type lectin S-receptor-like serine/threonine-protein kinase SD2-5. Gene Ontology annotation, molecular function: protein serine/threonine kinase activity; ATP binding. Lineage: Eukaryota; Viridiplantae; Streptophyta; Magnoliopsida; Fabales; Fabaceae. The record is from RefSeq and is a predicted model, not a curated record. Gene Ontology annotation, biological process: protein phosphorylation.